Molecule: messenger RNA, 965 nt
Organism: Perognathus longimembris pacificus (Pacific pocket mouse)
Lineage: Eukaryota; Metazoa; Chordata; Mammalia; Rodentia; Heteromyidae
Gene: Hopx
Product: HOP homeobox
Exons: 3
Coding region: 112-333 (73 amino acids)
Biological process (GO): cell differentiation; regulation of transcription by RNA polymerase II
Cellular component (GO): nucleus
Molecular function (GO): DNA binding
Source: RefSeq, a predicted model, not a curated record
ACAGCAGCGUCAGCCCAGCCCAGCUAUUUAAGCAAGCUGGCAUCAACAUUUCCAGAUUCCCAACCACAGCGCUUGCUUCUGCUGCUUCCACCAGCCAGCCGCGCCCGGACCAUGUCUGAGGAGAGCCGGAGCGGCCCCACGGAGGACCAGGUGGAGAUACUGGAGUACAACUUCAACAAGGUCAACAAGCACCCGGACCCCACCACGCUGUGCCUCAUCGCGGCCGAGGCCGGCCUGUCCGAGGAGGAGACCCAGAAAUGGUUUAAGCAGCGCCUGGCCCAGUGGCGGCAGUCAGAAGGCCUGCCCUCGGAGUGUAGAUCUGUCACCGACUAGGGAGAUGGUGGACUCAGGUAGCCUUGCUCCAGGAAGACCAUCUGCUGACCAUCUGCUGUUUCUUGCCUCAGCUUAACCAGCCCAUCUUGAUUUGUCAGGGCAGCACUGUGUAUGCUCCAUUGUUUGCUAUCCUUCUAUUUAACACAAUGUUGUAUUUUUUCAAUGUAUGUAACUAGAAAAGGACAUGCUAACAGGAAACUCACACAGAACUUCUGUGUUAACACAAUGGCUUAGCCGGGAAAGGAGUGCAGUGUACAUUUACCUCCCCUUGUGUCAAUGACAGAUAUGUGAAAACCAACUAUGUAAGUUUGCUUUUGCGCCUACAUUUCAGACCAAGCAGGGCCUCUGCUGACAAGAUUGGUAGGUGGAGCGUCAAAGAUAUUUCCUGGAGAAUCCGCUUCCCUGAGUCACAUUUAUCCACUUCCCUGAGUCACAUUUACCACGCUUUAUUUAACAGAGAUGCCUGGGUAGAAAGGUGGAAGUGCACUUGAAUCAUUCAUGUUGUAUAAAACAGUCUCUUGGCUGGAGAGUCGCAGUCUGGAAAUAGCCCUGUUAGGCUAGAAGAUAGAAACUCCAAGGGCUGAAGAGUAAGUCAUUUAGAAAACAAUUGUGGGAUUUUUAAAAUGCAUUUG